GUCACGGGUCAGAAGGCGGAGGCGCGCCCAAGAUGGCGGCCUUCAUGGGCGACGUGUUCUCCUUCUGCGUGGGCGUGGCGGGCCGGGCCCGAACCGCCGUGGAAGUCCGCUUCGUGAACAGCUCCAAGGGGAAGGGGCUAUUUGCCACACAGCUGAUCCGGAAGGGGGAGACCAUCUUCGUAGAACGGCCUCUGGUGGCUGCGCAGUUUCUCUGGAAUGCACUUUAUCGCUACCGAGCCUGUGACCACUGCCUGCGGGCACUGGAGAAGGCAGAGGAGAAUGCCCAGAGGCUGACUGGGAAACCUGGCCAGGUGCUGCCUCACCCUGAGCUAUGCACCGUGUGCAAGGACCUCCACCAGAACUGUCCCCACUGCCAGGUGAUGUACUGCAGUGCAGAAUGUCGGCUGGCAGCUGCUGAGCAAUACCAUCGGGUUCUGUGUCCAGGCUCCUCCCAGGAUGACCCCCUGCAUCCUCUCAAUAAGCUGCAGGAGGCAUGGAGGAGUGUUCACUAUCCCCCUGAGACUGCCAGCAUCAUGUUGAUGGCCCGAAUGGUGGCCACAGUGAAGCAGGCUAAGGACAAGGAUCGUUGGAUCAGGCUCUUCUCCCAGUUCUGUAAUAAAACGGCCAACGAGGAGGAAGAAAUUGUCCAUAAACUCCUAGGGGACAAGUUCAAGGACCAGCUGGAACUUCUGCGGAGACUCUUCACAGACGCCCUUUAUGAGAACGCACUCAGCCAGUGGUUCACUCCAGGUGGAUUCCGGUCUCUCUUUGCUCUUGUUGGGACCAAUGGCCAAGGAAUUGGAACCAGUUCCCUGAGCCAGUGGGUCCAUGCCUGUGACGCCCUGGAGCUGAAGCCUCAGGACCGCGAGCAGCUGGAUGCCUUCAUCGACCAGUUGUACAAGGACAUCGAGGCAGCAACUGGCGAGUUUCUAAACUGUGAAGGAUCAGGCCUCUUUGUGCUUCAGAGCUGCUGCAACCACAGCUGUGUCCCCAAUGCAGAGACCUCCUUCCCAGAAAACAACUUCCUUUUGCAUGUCACCGCCCUGGAGGAUAUUAAGCCAGGAGAGGAAAUCUGUAUCAGCUACUUAGACUGCUGCCAGCGGGAGCGCAGCCGCCACAGCCGCCACAAGAUUCUCAGGGAGAACUAUCUGUUUGUCUGUUCCUGCCCCAAAUGCCUGGCAGAGGCUGAUGAACCUAACGUGACCUCGGAGGAGGAGGACGACGAGGAAGAGGAAGGAGAGCCGGAAGAUGCAGAGCUGGGGGAUGAGAUGACUGAUGUGUGAUGUCACCCUGCCUGGAAGGGGCCCUACCCCAGACGCUGCCAGAAAAGGGGGCCUUUCCUCAGAGAAGAGGCUUGGAAGGAGCUCCCCACUCCCAUUGCCUGCAUCCCCCCAUUCCAGCUCUGUGUCUGCUGGAGGGUAGGACAAAGGCUGGACCCUAGGCCUCCCACCCCCCACCAGACAUCGUGCCCUGGACAGUGCUGCUGAGCGGCUCAGGCUCUGUACUAUCACUGAGCCUCUCAGAACUGGCCUCCCCCCUGAAGGACUCCACUUUAAAGUGUGAGCAGCUGGAGCCAAGGUCAGGGCCUAAGUGUUUCUUCCCCUUGGCCCCAUGGCCACGCUUACCCAUCCACCUGAGGCUUCACCCCUCUCAACUUGCUAUGGAGGGGUAACAAAGUGGCGAUUUGAGAACAGCCUUACUUCAUUGAAGAAGAAAGGAGUGAGAUGUCUUCACCUUCUUCCCCACCUCCCACCGUUGCCGCUGAUAAGGCAACUGCCUGACCGCUAGCACAGCUGAGAGGCAGGAUGGAAGAACGGGGCCUCCAGACACCUUCUGUAAGGCUCUCUGCUGGGGAACUGAACCAGGGGGAUAACUUCCCUCUUCCCAGCUUCCUACUCCUGCCAUUUGGACAUCUGGAGGAGUAGAGUUAACCCCUUCCCCAAACUCCAGAAUCUGUACCUUGUGCCUUGCCUCUCAGGCCCUGGCACAGUGGCUGGCCCCAUGGGUAUGGAAGAGGCCUCUGCCUCCCUCAGGAGGGGCAUGUGGGGGAUCAUCACCCCUUCCUAACACCUUCCCAUUGAGGACUAGCAGCAUGGUUGAGACCUGGGGGUGACAGGCCUGUGCUCCUUAAUUUAGGAUGCUCGAAUCUUCCCUGGGACCAGUUGAACAUGGGUCAGUGAGGGGCUCUCCUGGCCUCAGUCUCCAUCUUUAGGGUCUCUGCAGAGGAACAUUGAAGUCUUCCAGAAACCUAGAGGAGCUGGGCUAGAUACACGGAGAUUAGCCCUGACAGUGUCCCCCUGCCCCCAGAUUAGCACUACGACUCACUCGGGUUGGGUGCUGUGGGACUUAUGUGGGACAUCUCUGCAGUUCCUUUCUGCUUACCUUCCCUGAGAGGCCUGCCACAUCAGCCUGCUGAGGGAUCCCAGGAAGCCAGGUGCCUGCUCCACAGGCCCUUUCCUGGAUCAUGAGUCAGGUGGAGCCCGCCUGUCAGCCUGUUGGGUUCUUACUCCUUCACAGCAGGCAGCAUCCGUCCCACCCCUGCCUGCCCACUGUUCUCAAUAAAAUGUGAGUGGUAACAGG
Messenger RNA from Hipposideros armiger (great roundleaf bat), 2580 nucleotides. RefSeq names its product SMYD family member 5 (gene SMYD5). Gene Ontology annotation, molecular function: histone H4K20 methyltransferase activity; protein binding. The record is from RefSeq and is a predicted model, not a curated record. The transcript is spliced from 13 exons. Bases 33 to 1283 code for a protein of 416 amino acids. NCBI's taxonomy places the organism in Eukaryota, Metazoa, Chordata, Mammalia, Chiroptera, Hipposideridae. Gene Ontology annotation, biological process: negative regulation of gene expression, epigenetic.